CAUUGCGCAUUUCAAAGACGAUUUUGUGAAUUACUUAAAAAUGGUUGACCGCGAAGUAUUGUUGCACCAUAUGGCCGAAGACAUAGCUAAGAAGCAUAAUUAUAAUGACGCUAAAAUUAAAAUAGAGCCCAUUUCAACCGAAGGAGCCAAUUAUUCGUCAGUGCUCUUUAAUAUAACCAUAUCUGCGACAACCAAAAAAGAUUUACAUUUAUUUGCGAAAGUCUUAAACUUUAAUGAAAGUGUCAGAAGUAGUAUGGGUGGAUUAAUUAUUGAGAUAGAAGGGUGGGUGUAUGAAGAUUUGGCUGGAAUAUUUAAGAAAAUCGAAGACAAAUGCGAGGUUCCAGAUAAAUUUAGAUACGUGUUUCCGGAAUUUUACGGCUACAACCCAAAAUUAUACGCCGAAACACUUAUACUUGAGAAUCUGGUUGCUCGAGGCUUUGAAGUAUAUGAUAGAUUAAAAUCAAUCGAUUGGCCUUACGCCGCUAAAGCCGUGGAAACUCUCGCUAAAUUCCAUGCCUUGUCAAUGGCUUAUGGUAAAGAAAACCCUGAAAUAUAUGAAAAAAAAUUUGGUAAUAAUAUUGAAAUAGCUCUGAAACCUUUAGGUGAACGUUUCAAUGAUUUUGUUGAAACUGCUUUAUCCGUAUUAAAAGAGGAAAAUAAGGAAAGAUUGCGACAAUUUAGGGACAAGGAACAAUCACAGGGCAAUGUGUUUGUUAAAUACAUGACGAUGAAGAGUAAACCGGUCCUGGCUCAUGGUGAUUACAGACCAAGCAACAUCAUGCACAAAGUUAACAAGGACGGGACAAUUGACCUCAUCCCUAUCGACUAUCAGACCGUCAACGGAGGCAAUUGCAUCACGGACCUGCUAUACUUCAUCUUCAGCGGGUCAGAUUCACAGUUCCGCGAACGUUACUACCAGCGUCUGAUUGACCACUAUUACGACAGUUUGAAGGCAGCCUUAAUUAGGUUGAAGUUGAACCCUGACGAGAUAUACUCCAGGAAGGACUUUGAUUCUGAACUGAAGCGGAUUUUACCUUAUGGACUUCUCUGUGCCCUCCUCGUGCUCCCUGUGGUCACCGUGACCUCUGAAAAUGCUCCUGAUUUAAAUAGCGCAGACAUGUUUGAACGUUUGGCGAAACCAAAGACCAGCCCUCAGUACAAAGACAGGAUAAACGGCGUAAUAGAUGACUACAUCAAAUGGGGAAUAUUGUGAUUUCAUCAUAUCUAGCUGCUAUUAGAUAUUUAUUUUAUUUUGAAAUUGGAUAUCUUAAGGUAACUGAUUGAAUAUAAAUAAAUGAAUUCAUUUCUUGUCAUUUCCAAA
This is a messenger RNA of Amyelois transitella, 1321 nucleotides long. RefSeq lists its product as uncharacterized. The record is from RefSeq and is a predicted model, not a curated record. Bases 41 to 1213 code for a protein of 390 amino acids. Lineage: Eukaryota; Metazoa; Arthropoda; Insecta; Lepidoptera; Pyralidae. The transcript is spliced from 3 exons.